GAGAGAGAGAAAGAGAGAGCCCAAGUUGCACAGAAGAUUGUGAGUGAUCGUUCUUCAGCCGUCUGUCUGAAAUCGCUCUUUUCACAUCGUAAGCUCUCUCUUUCCUUGAUCAUAUCUUGAAUCCUCAAUACCCAUCAGAAAAGUUUGAUCCUUCAAUUCUUAAUCUGGCACUCGCGCCGAAUUUUCUCCCGGAUAUCGUAUAAGAUCAAGGCGGGGGCCAAAGAUCUCAACUUUGACUCUACGAUCGACCAAUUACUCGAUUUUGUCUAUAUUCUUCGCAAAUCGAGUUUUGGGAGCAUCAUCAACUAAGAAGCAAGAACUUUUUUGGUGGACUGAUGCAGAAUUUGGGUGAUUUCAAGCUUCCCCAGUUCUUCAAUUACCCUCCGUACUUCACCUUGCAGCCGGUGAGGGAUACACGAGAGAAGCAAGUUCAGCUCUGGAAGGAGCUUAUAUUGGAUUACUGCAAAACCCAGAAGCUCUUCGUCGUUGGGCUCGAAGAAGAUUUUCCUCUCUUCUCAAAUCCAGCCAUUGAUAGAUCUUUAAGCCAUGAAGCGAGGGAGGUAUUCCUCUCGGCCCUUGUCUCGGAGGGGCGUGCGGAGUGGAUAGACAAAGGGCGAAGGAAAUGCCUGAUGCUCUGGCAUCGGGUUCAAGAAUGGGCGGACGUAAUUCUACAGUUUGUGAGAGAGAACGGAUUGGAGGACAGUGUUAUGACCGUCGAGGAAAUACGUUCAGGAACCGAGUCACGAGGAACAGAACUUCAGGGAAUAGACAGGAGGAUUCUGAUUAGGGCGUUGAAGCUGCUGGAGAACAAGGGCAAGCUUGCACUGUUCAAGGGAACGUCGGCUGAUGAUGAAGGCGUCAAGUUCUCUGUCUGAUUCUCUGCAAACUUCUUCGAUCUGGUGAAUGAACUCUGGUCUAAAUCUCUUGCAAAGCCAGUCUUCCUUCUUCUUGUUCUUUGAUGGGGCGUUCUCUAGACAGAUUCUGUGGUAAUAUCUACAGUUGAUUGGAAUCUCUUAAUCUGUUCCAAUAUCACAUUUUCGUAAGAGUUCAUGGGAAACAUUCGUAGUUAGUGAUAUAUUCAUGCAAGGGAGGGACUUGCCAAUAGAGCAGGCAUUUCGGUUUUCGGUUUGA
This is a messenger RNA of Tarenaya hassleriana, 1131 nucleotides long. Its product is annotated as vacuolar protein sorting-associated protein 25-like. NCBI's taxonomy places the organism in Eukaryota, Viridiplantae, Streptophyta, Magnoliopsida, Brassicales, Cleomaceae. The record is from RefSeq and is a predicted model, not a curated record. Gene Ontology annotation, molecular function: protein homodimerization activity; structural molecule activity. The transcript has 7 exons. Gene Ontology annotation, biological process: protein transport to vacuole involved in ubiquitin-dependent protein catabolic process via the multivesicular body sorting pathway. Gene Ontology annotation, cellular component: ESCRT II complex. The coding region runs from base 336 to 875 and encodes 179 amino acids.